UAAAUGUGAACUGAGCAACGUUGCACUUUAUGACACGUUUAAAGAAAUCCUUUCGCCCUCCAAUCCCUUGACGUCACGCCAACCUGACAUCCCCCUGGCCAGCGCGCGGGCGACGGGGCGCGUUCCAAACCGACGACACUCGCGCGCGCCCUCUGUUGGUCAGACACCUGUUGUUUCUAUGGAGACGGUAACAAACGCACCCAUGUCGAAGGCGCGUUUGAGGUCGUCCACGCAGCAAGUUUGGGUCCGAAUUGGUUGUGUGUAAAAAAAAUAAAGAAAUUUGGAUUUUUUUGGGGCUCACGCAGAUGACGUCACUCAAGCGGCAGCGUUUGCAGCAGGCUGGCGUUAGCAUGUCGGAGAGCCGCGUGGUUCCGAGCGGCAAUGUUUACCAGCAGCUCUUUGUUGAUCAGGUUCGUCUGUCCAAAAGUUUGUUGGCUGCGCGCAAACACACGGCGGCGACGCGUGUGCGUGCUGCCGACUGUGACACACCGUGCAGCGCUAAAAGCAGGGAGCAUCCCGGCGCCGAGGACAACGCUGGCCGAGAGGAUGACGGUGAAGGGGAGGCGGUGGUCAGGCUUCCCGACGCCGUGGAGGCCCGGCACCAGUCGUGCGACAUCCUGCAGCGCGUCCACCAAAACAAGAAGAUCCAGCACCAGGAAGCUGUGCGCCAUGUGCACGCGCAACUCACACACCUGGCGCAGUUGUGCGAGGAGCAAGUGAGGACCCACAGCGUGCAACUGAGGACCAAGCUGCAAAGGAUCGAUGCCUCUUUGCACAAGCUGGCGCAGGACAUGACGCACGUGCAGCAACGCAGCCUGCAGGAGGUGUUGUGCGUGUGGAGCUCGGUGGAGGCUCACAUGAAGGAGAAAAAGUCCAGCGUGUUGACCUUUGAACUGCAAGUCAACCAGUGUGAGCGACUGCGAGUCAACAAGAUCAGACCGGUUCUGCGGAGGUACUGCCACCUGCUGGAGAAGAUCAACUUCCUACCUUGCACAAACACGCAUAUGCACAUCCACAGCCAGGCCACGAUGCUGAAUCAGUGCCUGCUGGCCAACCGGCGCAGCGCGGCACGCCUCCUGCUGCUGCUGCACGAGGAGGCCCUCCAGCAGGAGGCGCUCUUGCGCUUGCAGUGGGAGGAGUCGGUCAGCCAGUGGAGGCGGAGUCAGGCCGGCCACAUGCUCCAAGAGUUCAGGUGGGUGAUUGCUCUGGUGUCGCGCCACGUCGACUCGCUCGCUCGGGUCAGGCGGCGCGCCCAAACUCAGUCGGACGGCGGCGGCGGCGGCGGCAGGUUGUCGGUGGGAAGCGUGGACGUGUGGCGUCUGCUGUCGGAACAGCUGACCUUCCGCGAAGCAGACCAGAACCUGCGGCGGUUGUCCCAGCGACGCUGCGACAUCGUCACGGGCCUCGGCUCCCUGGCCCCGCCCUCCCUCUCGGCUGCGCUGGUCUCCGAUUGGCUGGCGCAACUGACGGCGGUCAAUCAACAGAUCGACACCUGUCACGCCGACUUCCUUCAUCAGCUGCGUUGUCAUUACGAGCUGAUGUGGCAGGAUCGCGUGUCCCAAGUCAAGCAUUGCCAGGAGGCACUGUCUGCGCUGGAGCUGCCGGAGGAGGAGGUGAGCGACGUGGUCAAGUCUCAACUCAUCUCUCUGAUUGGACAACACCAGAGACAAGACGAAACGCAGCUGGCCGCCAUCGACACGUGUUCCGACAGCCUGUACCGCGCGUCGGCGCGUCUCAGCAGACGUGUCUUUGUGGUCAUGAGGGCCCUGGCGUCGCUGUGGGAAAAGCACGGCAGCGUCCUGCGGGGGCGAAAGGAGGACGUCCAGCGGCGCUUGGACCAACUGCGACUAACGCACGAGCGACACGUGCAGAGGAAGAAGGUGUUCCUGGACGAGCUCCUGGCCGCGCUUCGUCAGGAGAGCAGCGAAGUGGCCUUGAAGUCGUCGCUGGAGCAAACCAUCAUCUACCUGCGCGACAUCAGGAACAGCUGCUGCGAGUGUGUGACGGACCAGUGCGCCGUGUUGGACCGCCUCCCCCGCACCGUCGCCGAUGAGCUUCUGGAGUUCGGCCGACUCCUCGGCAACUUCUUCCGCCUGGAAAACUCCUUUGCUCCUAGUGCAGAAGACCUGAAGAAGCUGCCGCCAGUCAGUGACGUCAUCGCCAGCGACACUCAAGAGGGUCGUCAAGAGGGCGGGACGAGAGAGGAGGAAGAGCCAAUCGGCUGUCGGGAUGUCGCGGCACACGAGGAGAUCUCCGAUUCGCUGGCCGAGGCUGAGUCGUCUCUUCUGGAGCUGUACGACCUCAGCGGCAAGGUCACCUUCAUGUCGUCUGGGGGCGUUUCCUACUCUGGCCCCGCCUUCAGAUGCCCUGCCUCCGACCUGCCCGGCAACAUGAGCAAGCAACAGGAAACGCACCUGAGCGUAUUUCCUGUCGAGCUUCUCAUGCACGCGCUCAACAGGAUGCGCAUUUUGUUCCUGGAUUACGUGGAGCGGCGUUUUCAGGACGUCCUGACGUCGGCUGUGGCCACGGUGACGGACAGGAAGGAGGCGGUGCGCGCCUACCACGACUUGCAAAUGCAGCCGCUCGAUCCGCUACACAUCAAGGCGUGCAUCUACAUCCCGCGCAUGGCCGAGCUGCAGCUGCACAAGCAGCGCGUGGACGCUCACUGCCAGGAAGUGUCGGACCUGCUGGCCUCGUGCACGGCAGCCUUGCAGGAGCUGCGGACGGCCAUCAACGAGAAGAACCGGAAGCUGACCGCAACGCUCGGCGAGAUGGAGGACGGCGUCCUCAAAACGGACGGCAGCCAACGUCUGGAGGCCCUUAGCGCCACUCUGCAGGACCGUCUGGACGAGCACAUCAAGCACACUCAGCGCUCGCACUCGUCCUUCCGGGCGGCGCUUCAGUUGCAGAUGGACGAGCUCCGAAACCGGACGGCGCGCCUCCUCAAAUCGUUCAGGCUUUUCAGUGAAGGGGGUGACUACACGCGUCAGGAGGUGAAAACCUUCCAGCGGCGUCUGAAGGAGGAGAGCAAACGCAUCAGUGUCACGGAGGAGAGCGUCUACACGGACCUGCACAACCUGCAGACCAAGACCUUGCAGCAGGUGAAGGCGGCGUCCGGGCGUCUGGAGGAGAAGCUGUGCGUGCUGCAGGCCGAGGUCAAGUUCAUCGAGUUGAUCGAGAGGAUCCUCAGUAGCACUCAAGUGGAGGUCAAAGCCGAGGCGGCUAGCAGCAACCAGCAGGAGGCGGUCAUCGGCGCGCGCCUGGAGCAACUCAGGAAAACACUGGAAGAAGAGCAGGUGAGCGUGGAGCAGGUGUUCGCCUUGUUGUCGGCCAUCGGCGAGGACCUGAGGAGGCGGAGACAAUACUUGAACGAGGAGAGCGCGGCUCCUCCCGCCGUGUCCAAAUCCAGAAAGCAGGUGUGGUCGGCCCCGCCCCCGGCCUUGCUGCAGCCCUGCCGCUCGGGCGGGAACAUCAUGGAAGACCCCAUAGUGGGCGUGGUCAAGUCACUCAACAGGUUCUCUGAAGGUCAAAGCCCCGCCCAGCGCCAGCAGUCAUCGAGACGCAGCGAAUCUGCCGGCGCCGCGAGGUCGUUCAGGACUGACAAAAGGCUCCAGAUCUUUGGCACCAAGUCAGAAGCAGAUCCCAAUCCAGAUUGCUACAUCUCCAUCGUGAACGCCAUACUAAGGAGGACUCAUCAGACCCUUCUGCUGGUUGCCAAGGACUUCUACCAGAGUCAACGCUGCGGCGGCUUCCAUCGACUUCCUGCCGGGCUGGACCAGUGGGUGGAAAACACGCAGCAAAGGCUUCUGGGACAUCACGAGCACUCCCGCUCGCUGCUCAGCGCCAGCAGAGAAGCGCUGGAGCAGCAGCAGUGCGUGUUGGCCGACAUGAUGCAUUUGCUGCCCGCCAGCUUGAUCCGUACGCACGAGAAACUGCUGGGGGCGGAGCUGAGGGAAGAGGCGGGGCGGGUCCGCCGCUCCUUUGAGGAAACCAUGGCCGCCAGCGAAGAGGAGAAGUUGGCAAGCGUGGCCGGCCUACGCGUGUCGCUCUCCACCAAUGAGAUGGAAGCACUGAGGUGUGGCGAGGAGGCCCGACAACAGAGACUCCACGACGCUAUUUUGGGCUCGCAUCGGGAACUGCAGGAGUGCAUGAGACGCAGAGCCGAGGAGUUUGUGACAUCACUGGCUUCUCUGACGGAGCACCUCCUCCAUCAGAUGGACCGACUUCCUCUACCAGAAGUGACCUCGCAGCAGAUGUCGGAGGACAGAGAUGUUGCCAGGGAGACCACCCAGCAAUCCUGCAGGUUGUGGCCGGGCAUUCCUCACAUGUCGCUCCCCGCCAACGCCGCAUCCGCCCUGAGCGCCGCAACCACCGUGGCCGUGGCCACCACCAAGUGCACCCUGGGACAUCUGGCCGUCAUUCAGCACAGGGACGCCGCCGCCAAGCGUUUUCAGCAGGUGUUUUCGUCACAAUUGUCGCAUUCCGACGCAGACAAACGAAGACGACUUAACGAACUUCAAAGCUGGAAGACCCACUGGAGGCUACAGUUACACACGCUGACAGAGUGAACACGGACACACUACAUACACACUGUUGGCUGGAAUAAAGCACAAGAUGGAGCCAAAAA
Molecule: messenger RNA, 4627 nt
Organism: Syngnathus typhle (broad-nosed pipefish)
Lineage: Eukaryota; Metazoa; Chordata; Actinopteri; Syngnathiformes; Syngnathidae
Gene: ccdc180
Product: coiled-coil domain containing 180
Exons: 35
Coding region: 306-4568 (1420 amino acids)
Source: RefSeq, a predicted model, not a curated record